Messenger RNA from Seriola aureovittata, 21858 nucleotides. RefSeq names its product obscurin-like. The transcript has 83 exons. Lineage: Eukaryota; Metazoa; Chordata; Actinopteri; Carangiformes; Carangidae. The record is from RefSeq and is a predicted model, not a curated record. The coding region runs from base 300 to 20435 and encodes 6711 amino acids. Gene Ontology annotation, molecular function: protein binding; guanyl-nucleotide exchange factor activity.
CAGGAGGCUGCGCUAAAAGAGGAACGUCAGCUAUUUGGCAUCAUGAGGUACCGGAGAAGAAAGAAAAAAUAAGUCUAGUCAACCGCCCACUGCCAGAGACUGGGGGGGAUGUUAACACCAUCCUGGAUUUACAACCAUUGCAAGGAUUUUUGAGCACAAAGAAGACAUUUCUGGUGGGAUUUCUAGCAGUCAUACAGGAGAAGGCUAUCAUCCGGAAAGCUUGACGGCCAACUGAAGUUUAAGCCCACAUGAUUCAACGCCAGUUUUACCUGAGUGGCUGAAGACUCAAGGAACAAACGAUGGAUCCAAACUUGUUUGGAGGAGCCCCCAGGUUUCUCACUCGUCCAAAGGCAUUUGCGGUGUGUGUGGGCAAAGAUGCCACACUCAGCUGCACUAUUGUGGGCACUCCAACCCCGCUGAUCACUUGGGAGAAGGAAAAGCUGAAGCUGACAUCUGGGGGCCGCUUCAAGACCGUGGAGGAUGGAGAUGUGUACCGCUUGACCAUCUAUGACUUAACACUGGAGGAUAGUGGACAGUACAUGUGCCGGGCCAAGAACAGUGUUGGGGAAGCUUAUGCUGCUGUAACCCUAAAAGUGGCGCUGCCAACAGAGAUGGCUCAGAGGGCCCCCGUUUUCUUGGUAAAGCCUACAUCUGCACGUGUAGGUUUGGGAGGCGAUGUUGUUUUCCACUGCCGGGUUGUAGCUUACCCUGAGGCCAACUUUGACUGGGAAAAGGAUGGGCGCUACCUGGGGGAGACAAACCGCAUCAAGAUUGUUUCUGACAGCGACAGCAGCACCUUAAAGAUCCAAAGUGUGCGUAACCUGGACAGCGGUACCUACACCUGCAGGGCCCAGAACACUGUUGGCCGAGCACACACUGCAGCAGCUCUUGUUGUAGAUGCGCAGGACUCCCGCCACCUGACUGCAGAUAAGAAUACCUCCCUCCUCUCUCACUUACAAAAGCGCAAAGAGGAAAUGAAGAAGGACAUUUCCAUCUAUCGCACUGAAGAAAGCUCCUCAGUUUCUUCGUCCAAAACCACCAUCACAGAUGGUUUCAGUUCUCUGAGUCUGGAACAUGAGCUGCGGGCAUCUGCACUGGCAAAGCUGCCCAAAGGUGUGUUCACCCGUACCUGCACUGUGACUGAGGGCAAACACGCCAAACUCAGCUGCCUUGUGACGGGUCACCCUAAACCCCACAUUAUUUGGAGAAGGGAUGGAUCGAACAUCAGUGAGGGCCGUAGGCAUGUCAUUUAUGAGGACCAGGCUGAGAACUUCAUCCUCAAGAUCCUGUUCUGCAAGCAGAGUGAUAAUGGUCUCUACACCUGCAAUGCAACCAAUAUGGCCGGGCAGACCUACAGUGCUGUAUUGGUAACAGUCAAAGAGCCUAACGUGCCGUUCAGGAGGAAGCUGCAGGAUGUGGAGGUCCAAGAGAAAACGGCGGCCACAUUGAUGUGUGAGGUGCCUCUCAGUGCCACCCAUGCCAACUGGUUCAUGGAGGAAACAAGGCUGGAGCAAAGCACCAAAUAUCGCAUGGAGGAGGAGGGCACCCUGCGACGUCUCACCAUUCACAAUGUCACCACAAAUGAUGAUGGUGUUUACAUCUGUGAGAUGAAAGAGGGUAGUCGCACUGUGGCUGAGCUCACUGUCCUGGGCAACAUUACCAAGAAGCUUCCACGGAGGACAGUAGUUCCUGUCAGUGACACUGUCAUCUUCUGUGUGGAGCUGGAGCAUCCCUGCCCAGAUGUCUAUUGGACCCGCAAUGGGGAGAAGCUGAAGGAAGAUUCCCGUAUUUCCAUUGCCUGCGUGCUAAGACAGUACACACUCACCAUUAGAGAUUGCCAGGCAGAUGACUCAGGAGAAGUGGCCUUUGUGGCUGGAGACUGCAAAACCUCCACUCGAUUCUCUGUCACUGCUGCAAGGAAGCAUCCUCCUGAUCCCCCAGUCGAUGCUGUGGUCCAGAACAAGACUGACUCAUCCAUCACCAUUCAGUGGUCUCCUCCUGACAGCGAUCGCCCUGUGCCCAUCAAGGGUUACCAUGUGGAGAGGAGGAAGGUUGGCACUCAGACAUGGCAGAGGUGCAAUGCUGGAGAAACCAUUGUUUCAACAGAGAUUACCAUCAGAAACUUCACUGAAGAAGCCAGCUACCAGUUCCGUAUCUCUGCUACGAAUGACUUUGGCCAGAGUCCCUACCUGGAGGUGCCUGGAAGCUUCUACCUUGAGCCCACUGCAGAAAUCAGGAAAGGCCUGAUGAACAGCAGUGCAAUAUCUGGCGAGGAGUUCUCUCUCUCUGUGGAGCUUUCUGCUGUUUGUUCUGGCUUCUGGUCUCUGAGUGGACGCCUCCUCCGCAGCGGAGCUGACUACCUCAUCACCAGGUCCAAGAACACACACACACUGCUCAUCCGUGUCGUGACCAUGGAAAUGAACGGAGCUGAAGUCAAGUUUGUGGGUGGAGGCUCACAAAGCAGUUGCAUCCUAUCUGUGAAGGUCCCCGCUGUUAGGUUCACUAACAAGUCAGGUCAGAUGGAGGUGGUGACCUGCAGUGCCCAAGCCAGUGCUCAGCUGACUGCUGAGGUGUCGGAUUACGAUGCACAGGUGGUUUGGAUGAAGAAUGGGCGGGAGGUGAAAAUGGGCAAGAAGUAUGAAUAUGUCAUCACUGACCGCAAGAGGAUCCUGAUGGUACACAAUGUUACAGAGGAAGAUGUGGGCAUCUACGAGUGUGUUUUAGCUGAUGACAAGAUGUCCCUGCAACUCACUCUUAAAGAUGAACCUGCCAAGUUUCUGAACAAGGCCAGAGGUCCCAUGGGACUAUCAUCGUCCCUUAAAGGAGAUCUUGAGCUCAGCUGUGAGGUAUCCCCUGCUAGCGCGGCCGUUGUGUGGAGAAAAGAUCAGGUUGAGAUCACUGAGGACCAAAGAACUAACAUCAUCUCCAAAGGGACUCAAAGGAAACUAGUCAUCAAGAAUGCCAAGAAAAGUGAUGAAGGACAUUACUCCUGUGAGACGGCAGCAGACAAAAUCACAUUCCAUGUCAAGAUAAAAGAAAGUCAAACUCAAGCCCAAGCUGCCUUCUCCCACAAGGAGUCAGUCCAGAAGGAGGUGAAAGCCACUCUGUCCCAGAAAGCAACUCUUAGUUGUAAUGUGUCUGAUAGCAAGACAGAGGUGAAAUGGUAUAAAGAUGGCAAGCUGUUGGUAUCCAGUAGGACCAUAUACUCAGAAGCAAAAGGCAGUUCUCGCCAGCUGGUGAUUGAAAAGGUGGAGAAGAGUGAUGCUGGAGAAUAUACUUGUGAAGCUGGAGGGGAUAAGCUGGUCUUCAAGAUAUCUGUGUCAGAGGCUCUGUCAGCUUUCUUCAACAAGGAGUCAGUCCAGAAGGAGGUGAAAGCCACUCUCUCCCAGAAAGCCAUUUUAAGCUGUGAGGUAGCUGAUACCAAGACAGAGGUGAAAUGGUACAAGGAUGGCAAACUGUUGACUUCCAGUAAGACAAUCCAUGCAGAGUCAAAGGCCAAGAGUCGGCAGCUGGUGAUCAACAGCGUGGAGAAGAGGGAUGCUGGAGAGUACAUCUGUGAGGCUGGGACUGAGAAGUUGGCCUUUAAGAUACAGGUGGCAGAGCCCCAGUCAGCUUUCUUCAACAAGGAGUCGGUUCAAAAGGAGGUGAAAGCCACUCUCUCCCAGAAAGCCACUCUGAGCUGUGAGGUUUCUGAUUCUAAGACUGAGGUGAAAUGGUACAAGGAUGGCAAGCUGCUGACUUCCAGCAAGACAAUCCAUGCAGAGUCGAAGGGCAAAAGUCGCCAGCUGGUGAUUGACAUUCUGGAGAAGAAGGAUGCCGGGGAGUACAUCUGUGAGGCUGGGUCUGAGAAGUUGGUCUUUAAACUCCAUGUGGCAGACACACAUGUCCAGUCUGCAUUCUCUAAUAAGGAGUCAGUCCAGAAGGAGGUGAAAGCCACUCUCUCCCAGAAAGCUACUCUGAGCUGUGAGGUAGCUGAUACCAAGACAGAGGUGAAAUGGUUCAAGGAUGGCAAGCUGCUGACUUCCAGCAAGACAAUCCAUGCAGAGUCAAAGGCCAAGAGUCGCCAGCUGGUGAUCGACAGCGUUGAGAAGAAGGAUGCUGGAGAGUACAUCUGUGAGGCUGGGACUGAGAAGUUGGCCUUUAAAGUACAUGUGGAAGAAAUCCGGGCUAAAUCUGCUUUCCUCAACAAGGAGUCAGUCCAAAAGGAAGUGAAAGCCACUCUUUCCCAGAAAGCCACUCUGAGCUGUGAGGUAGCUGAUAACAAGACAGAGGUGAAAUGGUACAAAGAUGGCAAGCUGCUGAGUCCCAGCAGAACAGUUCACUCGGAAUCAAAGGGCAAGACUCGUCAACUCGUGAUGGACGGCAUAGAGAAAAAAGAUGCAGGGGAGUACAUCUGUGAAGUCGGAACAGAAAAACUGGCAUUUAAAGUACUAGUGACAGAGAUUCAGCUGAAGUCGGCCUUCUCUAACAAGGAGUCUAUCCAAAAGGAGGUGAAAGCCACUCUCUCCCAGAAAGCCAUUUUAAGCUGUGAGGUAGCUGAUACCAAGACAGAGGUGAAAUGGUACAAGGAUGGCAAACUGUUGACUUCCAGUAAGACAAUCCAUGCAGAGUCAAAGGCCAAGAGUCGGCAGCUGGUGAUAGACAGUGUGGAGAAGAAGGAUGCUGGAGAGUACAUCUGUGAGGCUGGGACUGAGAAGUUGACCUUCAAGAUACAGGUGGCAGAAACCCUAGCUGGCUUCUCGAAUAAGGAGUCAGUCCAGAAGGAGGUGAAAGCCACUCUCUCUCAGAAAGCCACUUUGAGCUGUGAGGUUUCUGAUUCCAAGACAGAUGUGAAAUGGUACAAGGAUGGCAAACUGCUGACUUCCAGCAAAGCAGUUCACAUGGAGUCAAAGGGCAAGAGUCGUGAGUUGGUGAUUGAAAAAAUGGAGAAAAAAGAUGCUGGAGAAUACACCUGUGAGGCUGGAACAGAGAAGCUGGUAUUUAAGCUGCAAAUGACAGAAGCAGCUGUCAAGUUCCAGAAGAAGUCCGUCAAGGACACAUAUACUGUUCAAGCAAGUGAAAACAUUGUUUUGACCAUUUUGCUGACCACAGAGAGUGGUAGUGUGAAGUGGUUUAGAGAUGGUGUGGAGGUCAAGGAGAGCAGCAAGUAUGAAAUGAAAAAAGAUAGCCGUUCUCGUACCCUGAUAGUAAAAUCCACCGAAGCCAAAGACAGUGGAAUAUACUCCUGUCAAACUGCUAAUGACAAACUGGAGUUCAAAGUUCAGGUUAAAGAAUUAGCUUUGAAGUUUGUUGUACCCUUGAAAUCUGUUGAUGUGGAGUUGGGAGGUACAAUUAGCCUGAUGUGUGAACUAAAUCAAGCCUCAGGGGAUGUUGUCUGGCACCAUGAUGGUCGUGAGAUUAAACCUGGAGGCAGGUUCUGUGUCAGGACAGAUGGUGCUAAGCGGGUUCUCACUGUGACUGGCAUGUCUAAGGAAGAUGAAGGAGAAUACAGCUGUGAAUGUCGAAAUGAUAAGACCUCUGCUAAAGUUUCCUCCAAAGCACCCAGACUAGUGAGGCUGACCACCAAACUCAACAAUGUGGUUGCAAUGGAGGGAAAAGACGCAAUUUUCAAGUGCGCUGCCACCCCAGCAGAUGUCAGCAUUAAGUGGUUCCACAACAAUAUACCCAUCACUGCUGGGCCUAAGUAUAAGAUUGAGCAUGGCGGCAACACUCACUCACUCACCAUCAGUGCUGUCACCCAAAAAGAUGCUGGAGAGAUUAGUGUUGAUGCAGAAGGCAAAAGCUGCAAAGCUACCUUACAAGUGCAACAUGAGCCAGUGACAUUCAAGAAAAAGCUAGAAAACCUGACAGUGGAGGAGCAGAGUGAAGUGAAGCUGGAGGUGGAGCUCAGUAAGGCAUCCGAUGAAGUCAGGUGGAUGAAGAACAGCGUAGUGCUGCAGCCUGCGGGAAACCUGGAGAUUCGGGUAGAUGGAGUCAAGCAGACUCUGGUCUUCAGGAGUGUGACCCAUGCUGACCGUGGGAUCUACUCCUGUGAAACUCUGGAUGACAAGACCCAGGCCAAACUCAGCGUUGAGAUGAAGAAGAUCCAGGUAAUUAAGGGCCUAACAGAAACCAAGGCACAUGAGACAGAGACAGUAACACUUGAGGUAGAACUCAGCCAGGCUGAUGUCGAAGGCUCCUGGACCAGGGAUGGAGCCAAGUUAAAGUCAGGGGCGACCUGUCGUAUCACAGCCCUGGCAAAGAAGCACGCCCUUACAUUGUCCAAUCUCAAGAGGGAGGAUGCAGGAACUAUUGCAUUCCAGGCAGAUGGUGUCCAUACUUCUGGCAAACUGAUUGUCACAGAACCGCCUGCUAUGAUCUCCAAGCCCAUUAUGGAUGUCAGUGUUCCUGAGAAGGAGAAGGUUACUUUUGAAUGUGAAGUGUCCAGAACAAAUGCAGAUGUUAAAUGGUUCAAGAAUGAUGUGGAACUGAAACCAGGGAAAAACUUUAGCAUCCAUUCCUUGGGCCGAAAGCGCACUUUGGUCAUCAGCAAGUGCACCCCUGACGAUACAGGCACUUACAUCUGCCGCACUACUGAUGAUAACACCUCUGCCAAGCUCACUGUUCAUGCCAGAGAUAUCAAGAUCAUUAAGAAACUGGAAGAUGUGGAGGUGAUGGAGAAGGAAAGUGCUACAUUUGUCUGUGAAAUCUCACAUGAUGAAGUGGACUGUCAGUGGUACAAAGGAAGUACUAAACUCAAAGUCGUUGGCAAUAUCAAGAUGAGACAAGAGGGCCGAACAUAUGUACUGCUGUUUAAGUCCGUUUCCCCAGAGGAUAUGGGCGAGAUUAAAUUCACAGCUGAGAAGGCCUCUUCAACUGCAAAACUAAAAGUGAAAGAGCUGCCUGUCAAGUUUGUGAAGAGACUCAGGGAUAAGAUAGCGAUGUAUAAGCAUCGUGGUCAUCUUGAAUGCCAAGUGUCACGUGCCAGUGCGAUGGUGAAGUGGUACAAGAACAAGAUGGAGAUCAAACCCAGCAAGAAGUACGAGAUCAAAAGUGAGGAUGUGUACCGAAAACUCACCAUCAAUGAGGUCGAGUCCGGGGACGAAGACACAUAUACCUGUGACGCCUCUGAUGACAAGACAUCCUGUAAACUGCUUGUAGAAGAGCAGUCCAUCAGCAUUGUGCGGGAGCUUAGUUCAGUAGAAGUGACAGAACCCUUUGCAGCUGUUUUUGAAGUUGAAAUCAGUAUGGAACUGGUGAAACCUCCUGUAUGGACUCUCAAUGGAGUUGCUGUGCAGGAGAGUGCUGAUGCUGAAAUGGAAAAAGAGGGCACUAUGCACCGUCUCACUUUCAAAAAGACCAAAGAAUCGAUGACAGGACCUGUGCAGUUUACAGCUGGGAAGAGCAAAUCUCUUGCCCAGCUCACAGUCAAAGAGCGUCCGCUUGAGAUUGCAGAGCCCAUGAAAGAUGUGAAGGCGAAGGAGAAAAGCUCAGCCAUACUCUCGUGCAAGUUCUCCGCAUCACCCAAAGACGUUAAAUGGUUUAAAGGACAGGAACCUCUGGCAGCAUCAGACAAGUAUAACAUGAAGCAAGACGCUACGAGGGCUCAACUUACCAUUCAAAAGUUAACUGGGGAGGACAGCGGAGAGUACCGCUGUCAAUCUGGACCUGCUGAGACCAAAGGCACACUUACUGUUGAAGUGCGUGAAAUUAAAUUCACCAAGCAUUUGGCUGACACGGAGGUUGAUGAAGAUAGUGAUGCAGUGUUCACAUGUGAGAUAAACUAUGCAGACGAAGAGGCACAGUGGCUUCUGAAUGACAAGGUGCUCUUCACUAAUGAAGUCAACACCAUCACUCAUGAGGGGAAGGUUCACAAGCUCAUGCUGAAGAACUUGGCACCUAAGGAUGGGGGGACUAUCACCUUUCAAGUACGCAAGGUGAAAGAGUCUGUUACGCUUAAAGUUAAAGAGAAGCGUGCUGUGUUCCUCAAGUCUUUAGAUGAUGUCAUUGGAGAGGAGAAAGGCAUGAUAACUUUGGCGUGUGAGGCGUCUAAGCCCAGGGUUACUCCCGCUUGGAGGAAAGAAGGUAAAGUCUUGAAGGCUGGACCAAAGUAUGAGCUCCUUCACACAGGCAAGUCUUUGGGACUGAUCAUCAAGGACGUCACCAAAGACGAUGCUGGGGAGUACAGUUGUGAUCUUGGAACUGAGGUUUCAAAAGCAAAGGUCACUGUGAGAGAGAUCGGCAUUGGAAUUACCAAAUGGCUGAAGUCAGCUGAGGUGAAUGAGGGAGAGACAUGCAGCUUUGAGUGCAUCCUGUCCCGUGAGAGCACAGAUGAGUGCUCAUGGACUGUUAAUGGCCAAACCAUUUCAAAAGGAGGCCGUUUUGAAGUCACCAGCAAAGGCCGCAAGUACAUACUAACCAUUAAGGAUGUCACACCUGCUGAUGCUGGUGAGGUAGUCUUCAACAUUAAAGACCUGAGCUCUAAAGCAACAUUAACAGUUGAAGGCAAAGCUUCAUCUGUGUCCAAAGCACUGCAGAACGUUAGUGCUGUUCAAGGGGAGGAUGCAGUAUUUACCUGUGAGGUGACACAGGCUAGUUCCACUGUAAAGUGGGCCAAGGAAGGCAAAGCCAUCAGAAAGAGCCAGAGGUAUGACAUCAGCCAAGAGGAUAAGGUCAUGAAGCUCAUCAUCCAUAAUGUCUCUGCUCAAGACUCUGGAGAGUACAGCUGUGAAGUUGUUGGAGGUGCAACCACCAAAGCCCAACUUGAAAUAAAGGAGCCAGUCCAUAACUUCACUGAAGCACUGAAGGACAGCCAAGCAGAUGAGAAGAGCUCUGUGACCCUGCAGUGUGCAACGGCUCAAACCCCAUCCACCGUGAUAUGGCUGAAAGGUCACACAGAGCUCAAGGCUGGAGGUCGAUAUGAGAUGUCCCAGAAAGAGAGGGUGUUAACUCUCACCAUCAAACACUUGGAGGAGAAAGACACUGAUAUCUACACUUGUGACGUGGGCACUGCUAAGACCAUAGCAAAGGUGACAAUUAAAGCCCUGCCAGCCAGUUUCAAAGAAAAACUCAAGAACCAGGAUAGAAAAGAAGGGGAGAGUGUGACACUGUCUUGCGCGUUAUCAAAACCUGCGGCUAACGUUCAGUGGAAGAAAGGCUCUGAAAUCCUCGAAGGUGGAGAGAAGUAUGAGAUGAAGCAGAAGGACACCUGUUUGGAACUUCAAAUUAAGGAUUUGAAGGUUGAAGAUAGUGGAGAUUACUCUUGUGUCUGUGGAGACCAGAAGACAUCUGCAACUGUGAAAGUCAAUGCAUUACCGCCGACCUUCACACAGAAGCUGAAGAGCCAGGAGGCCGAUGAGGGAGUCAGCGUUACUCUGCAGUGUGAGCUCUCUAAACCUGGAGUCCCAGUGGAGUGGAAGAAGGGAACACAGGUCCUGAAGUCUGGAGAAAAAUACCAGAUGAAGCAGAAAGCCUCUGUGAAUGAACUCCUGAUCAACAAGGUGGUGCCAGAAGACAGUGGAGACUACAGCUGUGUGUGUGGAGAUCAGAAGACCACAGCCAGCCUCAAGAUCAAGGCCCAACCAGUGACCUUCAAACACAAGUUGGAGAGUCAGGAAGCCGAGGAAGGCGCCGGCGUUACUCUGGAGUGUGAGCUCUCUAAACCCGGAGUGCCAGUGGAGUGGAAGAAGGGAACACAGGUCCUGAAGUCUGGAGAAAAAUACCAGAUGAAGCAGAAAGCCUCUGUGAAUGAACUCCUGAUCAACAAGGUGGUGCCAGAAGACAGUGGAGACUACAGCUGUGUGUGUGGAGAGCAGAAGACCACAGCCAGCCUCAAGAUCAAUGCCCAACCAGUGACCUUCAAACACAACUUGAAGAGCCAGGAGGCCGAUGAGGGAGUCAGCGUUACUCUGCAGUGUGAGCUCUCUAAACCUGGAGUCCCAGUGGAGUGGAAGAAGGGAACACAGGUCCUGAAGUCUGGAGAAAAAUACCAGAUGAAGCAGAAAGCCUCUGUGAAUGAACUCCUGAUCAACAAGGUGGUGCCAGAAGACAGUGGAGACUACAGCUGUGUGUGUGGAGAUCAGAAGACCACAGCCAGCCUCAAGAUCAAGGCCCAACCAGUGACCUUCAAACACAAGUUGGAGAGUCAGGAAGCCGAGGAAGGCGCCGGCGUUACUCUGGAGUGUGAGCUCUCUAAACCCGGAGUGCCAGUGGAGUGGAAGAAGGGAACACAGGUCCUGAAGUCUGGAGAAAAAUACCAGAUGAAGCAGAAAGCCUCUGUGAAUGAACUCCUGAUCAACAAGGUGGUGCCAGAAGACAGUGGAGACUACAGCUGUGUGUGUGGAGAGCAGAAGACCACAGCCAGCCUCAAGAUCAAUGCCCAACCAGUGACCUUCAAACACAACUUGGACAGUCAGGAAGCCGAGGAAGGCGCCGGCGUUACUCUGCAGUGUGAGCUCUCUAAACCUGGAGUCCCAGUGGAGUGGAAGAAGGGAACACAGGUCCUGAACUCUGGAGAAAAAUACCAGAUGAAGCAGAAAGCCUCUGUGAAUGAACUCCUGAUCAACAAGGUGGUUCCAGAAGACAGUGGAGACUACAGCUGUGUGUGUGGAGACCAGAAGACCACAGCCAGCCUCAAGAUCAAGGCCCAACCAGUGACCUUCAAACACAAGUUGGAGAGUCAGGAAGCCGAGGAGGGAGCCGGCGUUACUCUGCAGUGUGAGCUCUCUAAACCUGGAGUCCCAGUGGAGUGGAAGAAGGGAACACAGGUCCUGAAGUCUGGAGAAAAAUACCAGAUGAAGCAGAAAGCCUCUGUGAAUGAACUCCUGAUCAACAAGGUGGUGCCAGAAGACAGUGGAGACUACAGCUGUGUGUGUGGAGAGCAGAAGACCACAGCCAGCCUCAAGAUCAAUGCCCAACCAGUGACCUUCAAACACAAGUUGGAGAGUCAGGAAGCCGAGGAAGGCGCCGGCGUUACUCUGCAGUGUGAGCUCUCUAAACCCGGAGUCCCAGUGGAGUGGAAGAAGGGAACACAGGUCCUGAAGUCUGGAGAAAAAUACCAGAUGAAGCAGAAAGCCUCUGUGAAUGAACUCCUGAUCAACAAGGUGGAGCCAGAAGACAGCGGAGACUACAGCUGUGUGUGUGGAGACCAGAAGACCACAGCCAGCCUCAAGAUCAAGGCCCAACCAGUUACCUUCAAACAGAAGUUGGAGAGUCAGGAAGCCGAGGAAGGCGCCGGCGUUACUCUGCAGUGUGAGCUCUCUAAACCUGGAGUCCCAGUGGAGUGGAAGAAGGGAACACAGGUCCUGAACUCUGGAGAAAAAUACCAGAUGAAGCAGAAAGCCUCUGUGAAUGAACUCCUGAUCAACAAGGUGGUGCCAGAAGACAGUGGAGACUACAGCUGUGUGUGUGGAGAUCAGAAGACCACAGCCAGCCUCAAGAUCAAUGCUGCCCCAGUCAUAUUUACAAAAGAGCUGGAAAGCCUAGCGGCUAACGAGGGGGACAGUGUCACCCUGCACUGUGAGCUCUCCAAAGCUUGUGUUCCUCUGGAGUGGAGGAAAGGAGAACUUGGUCUUUGUCCUUGUGCCAAGUAUGAAAUUAGAGAGACUGGAAAAGUCGCCCAACUAGUAAUCCAUAAUGUAGAACCAGAGGAUUCUGGGAGUUACACAUGUGACACUGGUGACCAUCAAAGCACUGCACAACUAGCUGUGAAGGCCCAGCCUGUCCUUUUCAAAACCCAGCUGCAGAACCUUGAAAGACAGGCAGGGGAGACUGCUAGUCUUCGCUGUGAGACCACAAAACCAGGAGCCAGCGUCGUCUGGAGGUGUGGUGACAGUGUGCUUGAAUCCAGCAGCAAGUAUCAACUGAAACAGGAAGGGACUGUAGUCGAGCUUGUCAUCUACAAACUGCAGGCAGCUGACUCAGGAGAAUACUCCUGUGAUACUGGCAGCCAGAGGACUUCAGCUGUCCUCACUGUGCAGGAGGUCGAGGUGAACAUACUGAAAUUCUUGGAGAGCUGCGUUGUGUACGAGGGUGAAGAUGUCCGCUUUGAGUGUCUGGUUUCUCAUGAGGAGGCACCUCUGGCCCAGUGGAAACUCCAGGACGUCCCACUGCAGAAUAAUGAAAUGAAUCUAAUCAAGACUGAGGGUCAAGUGCACAGCCUCACACUCAGAGGCGUCACCACAGCUGACUCAGGAACAGUCACUUUCACAGUGGGAAACCACACUUCCACUGCUUCUCUAACAGUCAGAGCUGCACCAGUGUUAUUCAAGAAGGAGCUGGAAAGCCAAGAGGCCACCGAAGGAGGCAAAGCCACCCUGUCCUGCGAGACAUCCAGCCCUGACUGCAAGGUGACCUGGCGGAAGGGCUCAACUGUGCUCACCCAUGGCGAGAAGUACACCAUGGAGCAGAGAGCUACCACUCACACCCUGGUUAUACACAAGCUGAAUGUGGAGGAUAGUGGAGAAUAUAGCAGUGAUACAGGCGACAAGAGAAGCACUGCUACACUGACUGUGAAAGAGCGUGUGCGCAUCAUCCGAGAACUCUGCGAUAUCACUGUGACCACUGGGCAGGAUGCCGUCUUUGAGGUUGAGCUGUCACAGUCAGGCGUCAUAAACGGGGAGUGGUGGCUUGGAGACAACCUUCUCCAGAAUAAUGAUCUGAAUCAAAUGAGCAGCCAGGGCAGAGUGCACCGUUUGGUCCUGAAGAUGGUCACCACAGAUGAAUCAGGAGACGUUGCCUUUGUAGUGGGAGAAGAGAGGAGUGUUGUGUGUCUGCUGGUGGAGGAGAAACCCAAAGUGCUAAUAUUAGAGAAGCCACAAAACACUGUGGCGUUAGAAGAUGAAACUGUCUCGCUGGCCUGCACCAUCUCUGAACCCAAGGCCACUGUCACCUGGAUCAGAAACAACGUGGCCAUCCAAGCAGGUGUCAAGUAUGACCUGAGGAAGAAUGGAGCAUUCCAUGAGCUUCGUAUCUACAAUGUGGUGCCUGAGGACUCAGGAACGUACACCUGUGACACUGGAGAUGCACAGUGUGACGUCACCUUGACUGUGGAAGGUGCUCCAGUGUUCUUCCAGAAAGAGCUAAAGAACCAAGACGCAAUAGAGGGUGAUGAUAUCACCCUGUGCUGUGAGCUGUCUAAGCCAAGUGUUCGUGUUGAGUGGAGGAAAGGAGGCAUGGUCCUCCAGGCCGGUAAGAAGUAUGAGAUGAGGCAGGAAAGGUGCAUUCAAGAGCUGUGUAUACGCAACCUGGAGCCUGAGGACAGUGGCUACUACACCUGUGACGCAGGAGACCAGCUCACUACAGCUUCUUUGGCAGUGCAAGUGAAAGAAGUCUUCAUUGUUUCUGGUCUUAAGACCAUCGACGUCUUUGUUGGGGAAUGGGCAACCUUCUCCUGUCAGCUGUCUGGUAGGACACCUGGCAAUGUGCAGUGGUGGCUGGAUGGUACCUUGCUGGAGAACAGCCCUUUUAGUGAGAUAGGGCUGAGCCAGAGCCACAUCUACACACUCACCUUAAAGAACCUGGCUACAGAUGACUCUGGCACUGUCACGUUCAAAGCUGGAAGUUUAACAUCAACUGCCAAGCUCUUAGUCAAAGAUCCCACAGUUGAAGUGGUGAGCGAGAUGGAGGACCUUCGGGUGGUCGAAAACCAACCGGCUGAGUUCAUCUGCCAGUACUCAAGGCCAGUCAAGGCUCAAUGGAAGAAAGACGGGCAGCCAUUGCAGCCUGAUGGUCGAAGGGUGGUAGUGGAGCAGGACUGGAAUGUGGCUCGGUUGUACAUUAGCUGUGUGUCCGCUGAGGACAGGGGCACAUACUCCUGUGAGGCACAGGGGACCUGUGUGGUUGCUUCACUUCAUGUGGAAGGCAAGCCCAUUAACAUUGUUCAGGGCCUGGAGAAUAUGGAAACCUUUGAUGGAGGUGAAGCACUGUUUGAGUGUGCCCUCUCUCGUCCUGAGAACAAAGAUUGCAGCUGGCUUCUUGAUGGCAAACCAGUGAAGGAAUCUCCUAAUGCUGAGAUUGUUUCAUUUGAGAGUGGUCUUCGUCAUCUGCUCCUGCUGAAAGAGUUGCGUGUUAAAGACAGUUGCACAGUGACCUUCAAAGCUGGCACAGCAUCCUCAUCUGCCCAACUCUCUGUCAAGGGAUGGCAGCUGGAUGUUGUGAAGGGUCUGGAAGACAAAGUGGCUGCAGUGGGAGAGAAGGUUGAGUUUUGUGUUCAGCUGACUGAGCCUGUCCCUGUGGCAGAAAUAGCUUGGUAUGCUAAUGGAGUUGAGCUCAAGCCCAGCGAUCUCUGGGCUAUGCGGGCUGAUGGCUGUUCUUAUCGCCUCGUCCUGAGACAGGCACCACUUUUGCCCCAACAGGAAAUUACAUUUGCUGCUAGAGAUGCUCUCUCUUUGGCCAAGCUCUCCAUCAUCACUGUACCUGAUCCCCCAGAGGACGCAGAGGUCCUCAGUAAGACGGAACAGUCCGUUUCCCUUUCGUGGUUCACUCCACUACAUGAUGGAGGGAGUCCCAUUCUGGGCUACAGGGUGGAGAUGCGGCUGGUAGACAGUGCCCUCUGGCUUCCAUGUCAUUCUGAACCUGUGUGUAACACAGAGUUUGUGGUUGAAAAUCUUACCCCAGGAAGCGGCUACAGGUUUAGAGUGGCAGCCAUCAACAGAGCAGGGACUGGAGAGCCUGUUGAGCUGCCCCAGACUGUACAGCUUGAGGCACCUGUGCAGUCACUAAUUUGCCAAGGUACAGAGGCAAAACAGGGGGAGGAACUGGGGCAGCCCAGUCUGCCUCCAGAGGCUGCUGAUGAAGGUGAUGUCCAUGAGCUCUGGGAGGCUUCAGCUAAGAAACGGCGCAUGAGUCGAGAGCCCACUCUGGACUCCAUCACUGAACAACCUGAGGAGGAUGGUAAAAACAAAUCAAGAGAGAAGGAGCUGAAGUCCUCAGAGAAAGCAGAAAUAAAAUCAGAAGAGAAGGAGCAGGCCAUUGUGUCUAAGAAGCAGACCAAUUUGUGCAUCAGCUCUGAGGACGAAUCUGUUUCUGGGGGUCAGACGCUUGUGUCCUACCUCAAGAAGAGCAGUAAAUCUACCGUCACAGAGGCCAGUGAAACGGAGACCCUAUCCACUGAGAGGUUCUUCGCACAUUUCCAGAUGACAGAGCAGAAAACAGUGCAGCAAACUGAAGUGAAAACAACCACAACUCAGAAGACAGAUAAAACACAGGUGUCUACAGAGGAGACUGACAUAGUGGAAAUCAGUAAAGAAGAUGAGCCUGAGCUCAGAGAUGCUGCGAUUAAGAUUCAAGCUGCGUUCAAGGGCUACAAGGCCCGCAAGGACAUGCGUCCUGUCUUCAAAGAUGUCUUCAAAGACCAGACCAAAGAACCUAAUGGCACCAUACAUCUGGAAUGUGUGGCAGAAGGGAAACCUGAUAAGGUGCGCUGGCUGAAGGAUGGAGAACCACUGACAGAUGGCAAGCACCACCAUAUCGAUAUCUACAAUGAUGGUACUUGCUCACUGGUCAUCACCGCCAUCAACACAAAGGAUACCGGGGUUUACACUUGUGAGGUCACCAACAAGUUUGGAGUUACUUCUCACAGUGGUAAGGUGACAGUAGGAACAGUGAGAGAAUCGUCAGGGCGACGGCCAUUGACGGUGGGCUACAGUGCAGACAGUGAGCCCGAGAGCUCCUCAGGUAGUGAGAUGGAUGAGUCACUGAGAAUGGCAAGCAGACGUCUCCGGCGCCUGUUGCGCACACGUCUCCCACCAGAUGUUGCGGAAGAACCAUUCGUCAGCGCAGAUGAAGGAGACCUGCCCCCCCCAGAUCCUCACUCUUAUCGUGAGGAUGACAGUUACAUCUACAUUCGCUUUGAGUCACGGACAGAGGCUGAAGUUGCCUCUAAGAGGUUCCAGGAGAUGUUUACAAUUCAUGGCGUUCCUGUAGAGACUGCCAUCCUUGAGGCAGGGCUUCACAAAGUUGAGCUGCGAAUUAGAAAGAUGGGCUACAUACAGGAUGGCACACAGACCCCCACACAAGAUAGACAGCCUCCUGCAUUCAUGACGGGAGCCCCAGCUGCCCCAGUCUUCUUGACAGAGCUGCAGAGCCAGGACGUUCCAGAUGGCUAUCCAGUCAGCUUUGACUGUGUUGUGAUUGGCAAGCCCCCUCCAACUGUUCGCUGGUUUAAGGAUGGCAAAUUGCUGGAGGAGAAUGACCAUUACAUGAUCAAUGAAGACCUGGAGGGCUGCCACCAACUGAUCAUUACCACCGUGCUGCCCACUGACAUGGGUGUCUAUCGCUGCACAGCUGAAAACAGCAGCGGCAUCGCAGCCACGAAGGCUGAACUCAGGGUUGACAUGUCUUGCAGCUCAGAUUAUGACACUGCUGCUGAUGCUACUGAGACAUCUUCCUAUGUCAGUGCCAAGGGCUACAUGUCCAGGGAAACUGAGACCUUUGAGUCUGUGGCUGAAGAUGAUCAGCUACCACAAGUUGUGGAGGAGCUUCAUGAUGUUCAUGUUAGUCCAGGUUCCCCUAUUGCUAAAAUGCAAGUCAGAGUAAAGGGCUUCCCCAAACCCAGAGUAUACUGGUUCAAAGACGGCCACCCUCUGCGGCCCUCAGAAAGGAUUCUGUUACUAACCGAGAGAGAUGUUCACGGCUUAGAGAUUCUGGGGGUGAAGAAAGACGAUAUGGGAGAGUACUCUGCUUACAUCAGCAAUGCAGCUGGGUCUGCUUACUCCUCUGCCCGACUGAUAGUUCUGCGCCCAGGGGAGAUUCUGCCACAAGAUAAGAAAGACCCCAAGGAACCCCUUGUGCCACCACGCUUCCUUGAAAGGUUCAGCAACAGGAAGGUGAAACAAGGAGCAAGCAUCACUCUAUCAGUCAAAGUAGAAGGGUCUCCCACUCCUAUGGUCUCCUGGCUAAAGGAGGAAUCACUGGAAGAUGUCCUGUGGAUCAAACCUGAUACCAAGGGAUACAAAAUAGCAAGCUCUGGACGCCAGCACAGCCUCAUCUUGAUGGAUGUGGGCACAGAGUACACUGGUGCCUACACUUGUAUUGCUACAAAUAGAGCAGGACAGUCCAUCUGCACUGCCCACCUCGAGGUGGAUGACACACCACAACCAAAGAAAGAGACCAAACCUUUAGAGGUUCUUGGGAUUACAGUUAGUCCUCCAGAGGAUGAGGCUAGCACUGGAAAAGAGGGUAAAAUACCCUAUCUAGGUGAAGUAGGUACAGAGGAAUUUCUCAUGAAACUCACCUCCCAGAUCACUGAAAUGGUAUCAGCAAAGAUCACCCAGGACAGCGCACAGAAUCACGAAGUGCUCCAGUGGAUGAAAACUUGGCCCAAAACUACCACUUCAUUACGCGUACCUGGUGUUGACAGUGAUGAUGAGACCAAGACUCCUUCUCCAUCACCUCAUCACGGUCGCUCUCGUCCUCCUUCCCUCAUUGCUGACUCCUCCUCAGAGUCUGAUGAGGGGGAUGCCAGGGGAGAGAUGUUUGACAUCUAUGUGGCAACGGCUGACUACAACCCCACUGUCGCAAGCAAAGAAUCUAUCUCUCUGAAGGAAGGACAGUAUGUUGAGGUUUUGGACUCAGCCCAUCCACUCAAAUGGUUAGUCCGGACCAAACCGACCAAAACCACACCAUCCCGCCAAGGCUGGGUCUCACCUGCCUACUUGGACAAGAAACUCAAACUUUCAGCUGAAACGGGUGAUCUUCCAGAGGCAAGUGUAGAAGAGGUGUCAGAGGGUGAAUACAAGAGGAAAUUAUUCCAAAUGUUACAGGACCUGAUAAAUGGUGAAUCAGAGUUUGUAAAGGAGAUAGACUUCUUUACCUCCCAUCACCUGAAGCAUGCAGACAGCUCUGAUGUGCCGCCUGAUGUCAGCACCCAAAAGGAAACCAUUUUCAGGAACAUUGAUGACAUCAAGUCCUUCCAUAGCAAGGCAUUCCUCCCAAAGCUGAACGACUGCGACACGGAUGAUGAUGUAGCCAUGUGCUUCCUGAAGAACAAGGAGGGCUUUGAGAAGUACCUGCAGUAUCUUGUUGGUCAGAGUCAGGCAGAAUCUGCUGUCAGUGACAAGACUGUCCACCACUUCUUCAAGGAGUACACUGAGAAAGCACAGGCUAGUGCAGACCCUGCAGAUCCCCAUGUACGCAGCAUCAAUGCCUACCUCCAACAACCACUGGACAGGAUUCAGAAGUACAAGGCUUUCCUCAAGGAGCUCAUUCGAAACAAGGCGAGAAAUGGUCAGAACUGCUGCCUCCUGGAAGAAGCUUAUGCUAUGGUGUCUGCGCUCCCUCAGCGCUCUGAGAAUACUCACCACGUCUCCAUGAUCGAGAACUAUCCUGCCACACUGGAAGUACUCGGAGAGCCAAUUAGACAGGGACCUUUCCAAGUGUGGGAAGGAGCUCCUGGAAUAAGGACGUCCUCUAGAGGUCACCACCGCCACGUCUUCCUCUUUAAAAACUACUGCAUAAUCUGCAAACCUAAGAGAGACAGCAACACUGAUACACAAACAUAUGUCUUUAAGAACAUGAUGAAGCUGAAUAACAUUGAUGUGAAUGAGACAGUGGAGGGUGAUGACCGUGCCUUUGAAAUCUGGCAUGAACGUGAGGACUCUGUGAGGAAAUACACCUUACAGGCCCGAACCAUCACCAUCAAGAAUUCAUGGUUGAGAGAUUUCAGAGAACUGCAGCAGCGAUACAUCACGCCUGCAUGGAGUCCCCCUGACUUUGAGGAAAUUCUGGCAAACUGCACAGCAGAGCUGGGACAGACUGUUAAGCUCGCCUGCAAAGUCACUGGAGUCCCCAAACCUGUGGUCACGUGGUACAAGGAUGGACGUACAGUGGAGGCAGAUCCUCAUCAUAUCAUCAUCGAGGACCCUGAUGGUUCCUGUACACUGAUCCUGGACAACAUGACAGCAGAUGAUUCUGGCCAGUACAUGUGCUUUGCCACAAGCUCAGCUGGCAAUGCCAGCACUCUUGGAAAGAUCACAGUUCAGGUACCUCCUCGUUUUGUGAAUAAAAUGAGGAAUGCUGUCUAUAUUGCCGGUGAGGAUGCGCAGUUCACCUGUGUCAUUCAGAGCGCCCCAAACCCCAAGAUCAGGUGGUUCAAAGAUGGCAGGCUGCUGACUGACCAGGAAAAGUAUCAGACCUACAGUGAGCUCCGUAGUGGGGUUCUGGUCUUGGUAAUAAAAAACCUGACAGAGAGAGACUUCGGACACUACGAGUGUGAGCUGUCCAACCGUCUGGGCAGUGCCAAGUGUGCUGCUGAUCUAGUCCUACCCUCUGCUGUGGCUCGCACUGGUGAACAGGCCAUCACUAUUGAAGUUACCGAGCAGGAGACUAAAAUACCAAGGAAAACCAUCAUUAUCGAGGAGACUAUAACCACUGUGGUGAAAAACCCUCGUAUGAGGAGGCACAAAUCCCCCGGCUUGACUGUUGCUGGAGCCCACCGCUCUGAGACUUCCACCCCAGAGCCUGCCACCGCCAGGCUCAGGAGGAUGCCCACUCCAAGAAAGACCGCUAUCCCUACUCUCUAUGUCACCGAGCCCGAGGGUGCUGAGGCCAGGGCUAUGGAGAGCAAACCCAGGUGGGUUGAAGUAGAGGAGGUCAUCGAGUACAAGGUCAAUAAAUCUCCCAGGCUGCCCAGGAGGAGAGGCAUCUCACCUGCAGCAUCUGAUCGUGCAGCCACUCCCUCCAGACCCAAAAGGUCUCCACCGGAAAACCCAAACGCUAACAAUUCUAACAACAAGCUAGUGGAGCAGGCUCAGGCCCAGCUGCCUGGAGACGUCAGCAGCCAGCCGCUCUCCUGGGAAGAAGAGGAGGGCAAUGCUCCCUCUGGUUCUGCCACUGUAGAGCCACAUGAGCUCUCAACUGUCCUCACUGCAGCUGGAGAGGACAACGAUGACCUGGAUGAUCAACAAACUGUCAUCUUUGAACCUGAUGAUGAAGAUAAUGAUCAUGAUCUGUUCCGAAAGCAGGAACCUAAGAUCCUGAAACAAGGAGAUCGUGUUUUGACCCUCGAGGACUUGGAGGACUAUGUUCCAGAAGAAGGAGAGACCUAUGGCUCCUCCAACGUUAUCACUGAAAAGCCUUGUGAGAUCUCUGUGCUCCAGAGGGAGAUCGGUGGGUCCACGGUGGGACAGCCUGUGCUCCUGAACGUGGGGCGGCCUGUCGUGGCGCCGAGGCAGAGGAGCAGCUUCUUCAGUCGCUUCAAGGAGCACCUCUCCAGCAGUCUUUUCUCAUCCAAUGUCCCUCAAGCCGGCGGAGCACGGUCCAGUACGGAGAGGAACGUGCCCAUCCAAGUGAGCCACGCGAAGCUCGAAGUGAAGCCUUCCUACUGCUCAGAGGUGCAGAGAGUUGAAGGUGGGCAGCAGAGCUUUAAAACCAAAGUGUCAACUCAGACUUACGGCUACACAUCAGUGGGAAACCCAGUCACUCUUCAAAUUAGAGAUAACCUUUAUCAGAACCAAUAGAAGCAAACAUUUUAAAUUCGGUACCACAAACCCUCUUAGUCUUAAAUGGGGACAUUUCUACUUACAUGAUGAAAAAGAACUUAUCCUAACCUCAAGUAUCUUUUCUGCAUUUGACAGACCAUUCCAUUUUGAAGCUUCCCAUCUGAAAGUGGACUCAUCCUCUGAGUCUUUUUCUUUUUUUGUCAAAUGGUUAGAGUCGCCUGGUCUCUUGAGACUAGGCGAGUUGGAAUGUCACUGUAAGCAGGUUUCAGUCCCACGCCAUCCCGUUACAACUGCUAUAUUGUCAUGUAUAUGUGUUGUACAAUGCACAUGAUAGACAGAAGCUACGAAACUAAGGUUUGACAUUUUACUGACACUUUCAUUGUCUUUUGUUGAGCUGAAUUAAUUUCAUCACAUUUCACUUAUACAUACCUUCACUAAUUCAUGAACCUUGACCCACUAUUAUUAACUGAUCCAGGCAUUAUCUUUAGUGAUCUCUCUUGUCAUAUUCAUAAACAAAAUAGUUAUACAAUAGAUAUUUAGAUAUACAUAUUUUUUCGGUUUUACUUUUGUACCUUUGCAAGAAAUGUUGCCUUUUGCACUUUUGCAGUGCCUUGGAUUGUUGGAUCAGCAAAUGUUGGAGUUAAAGACUAUUGAUGAGGUCAUGACUGCAUGUUUCUAUUUCAGUAUUACUGUAAGUUAACUCGAAUGUGCAGCACUGAUGAUGUAAAACCAACAGAACUUUGGUGACUGUUGGGCUGUUGUCUAAGUUGAAUCAAAGAUGUACGAUCAAAUUAUCGUCAGUUUGGUAAAAUCGGACAGAAGUUCUCUACUACUUUUGUUAUUUGUGAAUGAUUUCUUGGUGAGAAGCUUUUACAAAUGUGACACUGCUUCAAGCAAAUCAUUUGGUAGGUGAACUGAUGACCUGUUUCACAACAGAUCUCUGUGUUUGACUGCAUCUGUUUGCAGAUGUGUCUACAAUUGUGAAUUCAAAGUUAUACUCAAGAGUUUUAGACAUUUUGACAUCUGUUAAUGCAGUGCAACGACCUGUGAACUCACAGGGUGACGCAGGGAUAUUCAUGAGUAUGUGAUAUUUAGAUGAGUGACUGCAUGUAUUUGCUUUUCCAAAGGAGAUGUGUUUAUCCAAAGUAACCUGACCUGUCAUGUCAUAUUUGAUUAUGAGCAAAUGUUUGUGCAAAAUACUUGAGCUCAGAAUUUACUACCUUUUCAAUGCAAUUUAUAAUGUGACUAGAAUAACUGCCUCUUUAGAGAUGUGUGGUGUUGGUGUUGUUUAAAGUUGUUCUAGUUAGCUACAAGGAUCAUGUUAUGUAAUAAUAUCAAAGGCACUAACAGAUUUUAAUUGCUUGUACUUUACAUGUGUAGUUUUUGGAAACAUGAGAUACUCAGUGUUAAACCAGAAUAAAUAAAUGUACUGCAAAUAAUA